CGUUUCGAUAGUGUGUGAAAACGACAGUUAUAGGUGCUUCACUGUGAGAACAAAACAGAAUAUUGGCUUCUCCUCUGAAUGGUCCAUAUUAGUGAAUAUUAGUGUAAAUUGAACAAUACUCUUAACUUCUUGUUAUAACAAGUGGUAUCCUCAAAUGCUCAUCAAACAUCAUAGAAUAUUAGCUACUAUUUCCAGUGCCCGCCUCUGAUCAGAGAGUAAAAGACAAUGUUACAAGCUAAAUUCAUGGCAGCUACAUCUCAUUAUCUGUUUUCAUUUAAAAAUCACUAAAGGAAAAGAUGGCAAAGUCAUAAAAACUGCAGGAUGAAAUCCCUAAAACGUAAAAUCACCAUUGUGAUUUUUACAGUGGCUAUAGUGACUUUCUUUUUAUCUAGUAGCACAAGAUCAUCUUCUUCAGCAAAUGAAGAAGGAAACAGUGGCCAGAAAGACGAAAUGUUUGUGGCAUCAUCGAGUUCAGAGCUCAGCAUAGAUCCUGGUACGAGGAUCGAAGGAAACAAUUCGAAGGACUCCCCUCCAAGGAUUAUCAUCCUAUGGACAACAUGGAGGAGCGGUUCUACUUACACUGGAGAGUUACUGGCAAAAUCCCUUCCUAUGACAUUCUUCAGCACAGAGCCUCUCCGGUGGUGGAGGGAGGUAAUCCUUCACAAGAAUGAUAGCAAAACCAAAGCCGCAUUCGACUUCCUACACGACCUCUUGCACUGCCAAGUCCAUCCAGGAUACCUGAAGCAAGUCACCAGUCUGAAGAAUUUCCGUUACUACAUGCAGUGGAAUUCUUACUUUUCCCGCAGCUGCAUUCCACUGGAUGCUUGCACCAACACGACGUUCAUCUCGAAUAUGUGUAUGACGGCAAACAUCCAUGUUGUAAAGGUCAUUCGUCUAUCGUUAAAAUGGGCCUGGCAUCUCUUGCAUGACGAGGACCUGGACAUCCAAAUGAUUUACCUAGCCCGGGACCCGAGGGCUGUGCUUUCGUCUCGUUCGCGACGAAUCUUCUGCAAAGACGACACCUGCAAGGACCCAGAAACAGUGUGCAGAUUACUCGAGGAUGACCUGAGCGAAGUCAGGAAGUUGUUGCAAAGAUUUCCGAAAAGAUUCAGAUUCAUCCAGUACGAAAGAAUCUUUGAAGACGCGAAGACUGGUCUGGAGGAUCUUAUGACUUUUGUCGGCCUCCCGGUGUCAGAGGCGCAGCUUGAGUUACUUCACCCAAGCACAACGGACCCUGACGGCCCUUUUGCCAUAAACAAAGACGCCAAAAGCCAGGUGAACAGAUGGCGAACGAUGAACGAGUACGAGAGAGUGCUGCGAUAUCAGACUGCCUGCUUGAGACCCAUCUCGGUGUUGGGUCUGCGUGCUUUCAAAUCUGAGGAGGAGCUUCUGAACCUGUCAUUACCUUUGGUUGUCUCAGACCCUUUGCUGUUCUAAGUUUAGUGCCUAGAAACCAGUGCUGUGGUCGAAUCCACAACUCUGAUGUCAAGGCCAAGUCCAAGUCUGUCAACUCCAUUGACGUGACCGAGUCUGAGUUACAUCAACUCCGAGACUCCGCACCUCAAGAUUCAGCGCCUUCAUUUUUCUGAGUCAAACACCAUGUUUGGUCCAGGUUUUAUAUUACUACAGGCAAUCAAUCAACCAGUUAAUCAAAUGGGAUUUAGGCACCGUUCACACGAGAUGGAAACCGCAGCAGCAACCGCGCGAUUGCCAAAAGUGAUGACCGCACACCUUAUGGUGGUUAUCCGCUCGAUCCAUUCAGUAUUAACAUAGAAGUGGAGGAAAUAACACGUGUGCGAUAUGUUCAAAAGACUGUCCAAAAAUGAGAUUAUAAGCCCAAAUUUUUAAGUUACUUCAUAAUGACUAUAAAAUCAUUUGACAAUUUACUUACACUAACUAAGGAUUAUAGUUCAUCGAAUAGUAUAAUGCAGACUGUGUUCAUAUAUAUGUAAUUAUGAAUACAUGUGUACAUUUAUGCACACUUACAAACAU
Macrobrachium nipponense is the source of this 1992-nucleotide messenger RNA. Its product is annotated as carbohydrate sulfotransferase 5-like. Gene Ontology annotation, biological process: sulfur compound metabolic process; N-acetylglucosamine metabolic process. Gene Ontology annotation, molecular function: N-acetylglucosamine 6-O-sulfotransferase activity. The record is from RefSeq and is a predicted model, not a curated record. Bases 322 to 1437 code for a protein of 371 amino acids. The transcript is spliced from 6 exons. Lineage: Eukaryota; Metazoa; Arthropoda; Malacostraca; Decapoda; Palaemonidae.